GUAAACUGGAGCUUCCUUUUCUCUCCCUCCAAACAGGAAGCUGUGAUCAUAAUGGCCUUCUCCAAUUGGGCGAACCUACCGUCAUACAACUGAACUAUAAUGGAUUUGGUUAUAGAUAUGGAGCAUGGGGCAAAGAUUCAAUUCCACCCCUUAAUAAAAAGGAGCUAUAUUGGGUGGCACCACUCAACACAGAUGCACGAACACUGUAUUCCUUCACUGUCUAUUAUUCACUCAACGAUUUACUCCUUAAUAAAAAUCCAAUAACGAAAUCAUUUCCAAGUUCAUAUAGAGCACAGGGAAGUGGAAUGGUUUUGUACAAUAAUUUUUUGUAUUACAACUGUUACAAUACCAGAGACAUGUGCAGGUAUGACAUAGACUCAGGCAGAGUGCAGAGCCAGACUCUUAAAGAUGCAGCUUACAAUAACAAGUAUUCUUAUGCGGGCAUCACAUACCAAGACAUAGACUUUGCUGUGGAUGAGUCUGGCCUUUGGGUCAUUUACUGCCCUGAAACAAAUGCCGGGAAUGCCGCUAUUGGUAAGAUUAAUGAGGCCACCUUCACUGUGGAAAAGACAUGGGUCACCAGGCUGUACAAACCUAGUGUGACCAAUUCUUUUAUAAUAUGUGGGGUUCUGUAUGCAAUUCGGCCUGUACAACCACAGUCUGAGGAAAUUUUCUACGCAUUUGACACCAAAACUGGGAAGGAAGAUUCGAUUUCUAUAACAAUGGAUAAGAUCCUGGAAAAACUGCCAAGUGUUAACUACAAUCCAGCCAAUCACAAACUCUACGUGUACAAUGAUGGCUACCAGCUGACUUAUGAUGUCAUCUUCGGACGUGAACCACCAGUGAGCAACAGUCGUAUUGCCAAUUGAGUAAUUAGCAAUUAACAAUCAAGCAACUCGGUCUGGAAAUAAUGGUGGGGUGGGGGGGGGGUGUAAAUCCUUUGAGGAAUUUUUGUGCUUGAAUCUCAGGUUAGAUUUUAUCUCAGGUUUUGAACUCAGUUACAGCUGAAAGUUACUGUCACAGUAAACAGCUUUGGUAUAACUGAACCCAGACUUGGUGAAAUUCCAGUCGACCAAUGAAUGUUCGGAAGUAGGCCAGGUCUUGUGUGGAGCUGUAUUUGAACUGAGAUUUCACGUAACUAACACUCUCAAGUGAUACUGUGUCAAUGUGAAGAGGUUUAUCUCUAGAACAAUGGUAACAUUCUGUCUGCGUGAUUAAUUCUGGAUGUGACGGUUCAUUUAAUAUCUGGGAUGAUUAUCCAAGCUGUAUAACAUGCCAUUGGUGUAAAACUCAUUCCUGAUUAGCGCAUUCAUUCGUUUUCUGUCUUUCUUGAAUUUGUCAAAUGCCAGAUAUAAUGGUUUGGAGGUUUCUGGAAUUCUUAACAAAUUUAAUAAUAAAUAUCAGCAUCUACAAAGGA
Molecule: messenger RNA, 1417 nt
Organism: Chiloscyllium plagiosum (whitespotted bambooshark)
Lineage: Eukaryota; Metazoa; Chordata; Chondrichthyes; Orectolobiformes; Hemiscylliidae
Source: RefSeq, a predicted model, not a curated record